Messenger RNA from Ornithodoros turicata, 2051 nucleotides. RefSeq names its product beta-1,4-glucuronyltransferase 1-like. Bases 1 to 1632 code for a protein of 543 amino acids. Lineage: Eukaryota; Metazoa; Arthropoda; Arachnida; Ixodida; Argasidae. The transcript has 4 exons. The record is from RefSeq and is a predicted model, not a curated record.
AUGGCACUGAAGUCCUUUAGUCUCUUACAGUGGUCGUAUCUCGACACACGUGGAAGGAACGUCGCACGUUCAAGACACGUCUUCACACUUACGCUAAAGCUUAAACGAAAAGGUGAUGCAGGUGCCCAGGGAGACCACGUAGCUCCAGCUACCAUAGCUCCAGAUACCAUCCAGUUAGAAGAAGAAGAAGAAAGGAACGAUGCACGAGAAGUGGCUCACGGCCAUUAUCUCAUUGGUAGAAGAAGAAGAAGAAGAAGUCUGCCACUGCGGAGGGAGACGAAGAAGAAGAAGCAGUCUGCUUCGAAUGUUGACGUGCUAGAUAAUCUCAAUCGUAUGGCAAAUCGAGGAUCCAAACUUCGCUCCGCCUUUCGAGUAUUCGUCGCUCUCAACGUUCUCUUUGCCGUUUGCAACAUGGUCUGCCUCCACUUACCGCGAAACGAAUCCAAUCCUACCGUACGUACGGUUGCGAACGAGACGCUAACCCUCAAGCCCCCUCAGCACAGGAAACCGCCGCAAUUUCACAACAAACAACCGCGACAGACGAACGAAAGCCGGGAGAACGAUUUUCUGACAAUCCUCAGAAAGAGGGACCGUUUCGUCAUCCGCAGCAACUACAUCGUGAGCAACGAAGCCCCCGGAUACGAUGCAACGGUGACCCUCACCACGCAUGCGACGCACGACUUUCUGCACCAUAUGCCCGUGCUGUGCAGGCGAUGGCAGGGACCCAUUUCGGCGAGCCUGUACGCGCCGGGGACGGAGUACGAAAUCGCCAUCAACAAAGUACUGUUCCUACGAGCCUGCAGUGAUCCGUGUGUGCGCGCGAACGUCACGUGGCAUAUCGUGUACAGUACGGAACACCGCCCAAAAGCAGGCCUUGUAAUAGCUAAUCCGGAAGACUGCUCCGACGACAUCAUGCAUCGCCAGUACGCGAACUAUCGCUCGAUACACAACCUAACCUAUCCUGUAAACGUACUUCGAAAUUCUGCACGAAGAGCCGCUGAGACGAGAUACAUCUUGGCCUCCGACAUCGAACUCUAUCCCAGUGGCAACAUCAUCCCCCGCUUCCUGGACAUGGUGCGCCGACGGCGUAGCUCCGGCGCCCAUGAGGUGUACGUGCUUCCCGUCUUUGAAGUGGAGGCUUCUCAGACGGCACCACUUACUAAGAAAGUGCUGGUGGACAUGGUGCGCAACAAGUCAGCCAUGUUCUUUCACGCGUGGGUGUGCGAAGAGUGCCAGAAGUUCCCCAAGAGGGACCAGUGGCUGAGGUACAUUCCUCCUGGGAACUCUCUAGGUGUAUUCACGACGGUGAAGAGGGGCAAGCAUGUAAAGUACUGGGAGCCCAUAUACAUAGGCACCAACGCGGAUCCUUUCUAUCUAGAAGAGCUCAGCUGGGAAGGCAAGAUGGACAAGAUGGCACAGAGCUACGAGAUGUGCCUCAUGGGAUACAACUUCAACAUCAUCGACAAUGCCUUCCUGGUUCAUGCUCCAGGCAUCAAAACCAUCGUUACAAGCGAAGUAAAACGCAGAGCAGUCUUUGUGAAAGUGAACUACAUAUAUCAUGUUCGUCUAGUGGACAAGCGCAAGAAAGAGUAUGAGAAGAAUGCUAAAAAUUGCAAAUCGCCGGAAGGAUAAUGAACAGGCUGGGUAAUGCUGGAUGUAGUGCUGCAGCAUACUACAAACCUUAAAAAAAAGAAGACGAAAACUUUUGAUCAUAGUUCUUUUCUAUAGAAUAUCCUGUUAUACUUGCUCUUCCUCAAAAGAAGAUAAAUUUACAACGGAGAUUCUAUGCUGGGCAAAGUGCCCACAAGACAAUAUGCAAGAAGACUCAGUAAAAAAAAAGGGCUUGCAAGGCGCUGGUGAGAGUUACCCAUUUACGGCGAAAAUCGAUGGUUUUUGUCAUUCCAACAGGGGAAUCAACAGUACAAAUAGAUUGGGCCCUGCAUCCAAACUGGCUUGAGUCACCAUUUCCCCACUUAUUUCUUCCUGUUGUGGGCAUCACACUGACAUCCACAGCAUGCAUUACAUACAGUUCGGCAGCGUCCACGUGGUGA